ACCGGCAGGUGGCGCUAAUGCUCCUUCGUUAACCGCCAUCGGGCUCAAAGAGGAAAAACACGUUUUCCGUUUCCUGUCCAGAGAUCCGAUCCACUUCAUCUUAUCAUAAUGCCUAAAUCAAAGGAAGUGCUGUCCUCCGCAUCUGGGAGUGACUCUGACAGUGAAGUCGAGACCAAGGCAAAGAGAAAGAAGCCAUCAGCACCAGAGAAACCAGUGAAGAAACCAAAGAGCGGAGAGAGCUCCAAGCCCAGCGGCUCAUCAAAGGGCAGUGGGAACGGUGACGACAACAUGUUCCAGAUUGGGAAGAUGAGAUACGUCAGCGUCAGAGACUUUAAAGGUAAAGUCCUGGUCGACAUCAGAGAGUACUGGAUGAACCCAGAAGGGGAGAUGAAGCCGGGCAAGAAAGGUAUUUCUCUGAACCCUGAACAGUGGAACCAGCUGAAGGACCAGAUGUCAGACAUCGAGGACGCUAUAAAGAGAACAUAAUCAUUCCUAUCAAUGUUUUCUGUCCAACACUUUCAACGUGUUGGCUAAUUUCAGUUUUGUAAAGAAAAAUAGUCGAGGUUGUUUUGUAGUUGUGUGGAUCUAGUUUUGUCUGUGUGAGUUUUUGUCUGUGGUGUGGUGUGGUGUGGGGGGUUGGGCUUCAAUACAGUGACCUUUUUGUAUUGACUAAUAAAAACAAAGCACUGACUUAA
This is a messenger RNA of Labrus bergylta (ballan wrasse), 695 nucleotides long. RefSeq names its product SUB1 regulator of transcription b (gene sub1b). Gene Ontology annotation, biological process: positive regulation of transcription initiation by RNA polymerase II. Gene Ontology annotation, molecular function: DNA binding; transcription coactivator activity. NCBI's taxonomy places the organism in Eukaryota, Metazoa, Chordata, Actinopteri, Labriformes, Labridae. Gene Ontology annotation, cellular component: transcription regulator complex; nucleus. The record is from RefSeq and is a predicted model, not a curated record.